AUGACAAGAUCAAGCGUGAACUCCGACCUCAUGCGUCGACCCCGAAACAUGGGAGUACUCUCCACGCUCUUACUGCCCUGCAUCCAGGUGCGCAAGCUGCGCCGCUCGCGCCGCCAACGUGAUCACCACACCUCGUGGUCCUGCGCGGGAAUCGCCGAGUUUGAGGAGCAGCACCAGCAGCACCAGCAACAGGGAACUACCGAGAAAAAACUUCAUACCCGCGAUACCGAGGGGUACACGGAGCUGUCGAGCUUCCCCGAGAAACCACAACCCGCCGCGACAAUGACCGCGACAACGUUGACGCACACGAAGUCCAUUCGCCUGGUCAGCUGUGCGGACUCGGAAUGCUCGACGCUGGGGCCGGACGAUGGCCCGAUUCUGGAGAAAGAUGACGAGGCCGGAGACCAGGAGCGCGAGGAUUUCCUGGCGGGCAAGGAGAGCGCGUCCGAGAGUGGGAAUGCGACGCUGUUGUCGCUGUUGUCGGAUGAGGAGACGGAUGUGGAACAGUCGGGUGGUGGUAGUCCGCCGCUGGUGCAGAAGAUCAUUGCCAUGGAGGUGGUCCCGUCCUCGCGGCCGCCGUCGCGCGCUGGUGCUGGCGCUGGCACGCCCAAAAGCAAAGAUGAUCUUGAUCUGGAGCUGGCGAGUCGGCGGGUCCCCAAGAUUCAGGAAGAUCGACGGCCCCGGCCGGCGAGUAUGCAGGUUCACUCGACUGGGGGCGCGUUGAAGCUUCCGGAAAUCAAGAGCCGAGUGAUCGACGAUAUUCCGGAGGAUAUUGAGGAGGAUGUUGUUGGCGUCAGGGUCCGGCCGUUGAGGCAGGCGGCGAGGAAGAGUGCUCUUCUGAAACCGACGGUGGUCGAGGGGGAGGACGACGACGACGACGACGAGAACGAUGACAAGAAACGGUCCUCGACCUGGCGCCUCAGUCAACGCAAGUCCAUGAUCGAGCUGUUCAGUCUGCUUCAAUCCACCGCAGCUGCCGUCGCCGCGGCCCCCAAGUUCUCGAACCUCAAACUGCCUCUCACGCAGAGGUCGCCCUUCCGCUUCUCCACCAACGCCGUCGUCGAUGCAUCGCCCUCAUCGAAAACCAAACUCCCCUCCCCACCACCGCCCACACCUCCCCCGAAAUCCCCCAAACAACUCCUCCAACAACGGCCCCUCCCGCAAACCCCGCAACGCAAGCCCCGACACAGCAGCUUCCAAGAGCAAAUCUCACCUCCCACGGCCACCUACCGCACCAGCCCAAGCCCAAGCCCCACCAAGAAACAACGCCGAAUGGGCACCGUCCUCUUCCCACUAACCUCGUCCUUCCGUCCCACCAGCGGUGGGAACAACAACCCAAGCGUGACGACGACGACAACGACGACAACCAUCCCUGAGUCCCCAUCCCGUCGUCAGUCCCGUCACCAAACACAAAAUCAACAACAAAAAUCCAAUGCACAGACUCUUUUUUGCUAGCCACGGAGUUCGGGGUACCGGUACAGGGGUUCGGGUUAUGUUUUGUUGGUGUCUAUGGUCUCUCUCGGGGGGGUUGGUAGCCUCUUUCUUAAGGGCGUUGUUCUUCUGCUCUUGAUGCGCCAGCUUUCAUGGGAGCGACUUUGGGCUUGAAAUGAAUGUAAACUACAUAAUCCCCAUGCGUCACUUUUUAUCUCUGGGGGUUUCUCUUCUCUGGUGUAUUUAUUUGUUCUGAGAUGAUUGUAUCAUCUGUUCUUGUUGGGUUGUUUACAUUCUUUCUUCGUGUGUGUGUGUGUGUGUGUGUGUGUGUGUUGGUUAUGGGGUUAAUGUUAUCCGAUGGUUGGGUU
Aspergillus uvarum CBS 121591 is the source of this 1799-nucleotide messenger RNA. RefSeq lists its product as uncharacterized. The record is from RefSeq and is a predicted model, not a curated record. The coding region runs from base 1 to 1455 and encodes 484 amino acids. The transcript has 2 exons. Lineage: Eukaryota; Fungi; Ascomycota; Eurotiomycetes; Eurotiales; Aspergillaceae.